This is a messenger RNA of Alosa sapidissima (American shad), 3485 nucleotides long. It is a transcript of the gene tbc1d20, whose product is annotated as TBC1 domain family, member 20. The transcript is spliced from 8 exons. The coding region runs from base 287 to 1456 and encodes 389 amino acids. The record is from RefSeq and is a predicted model, not a curated record. Gene Ontology annotation, biological process: endoplasmic reticulum to Golgi vesicle-mediated transport; positive regulation of GTPase activity. Lineage: Eukaryota; Metazoa; Chordata; Actinopteri; Clupeiformes; Clupeidae. Gene Ontology annotation, molecular function: GTPase activator activity. Gene Ontology annotation, cellular component: endoplasmic reticulum membrane.
GCUGGUUCGAGAUGGUCUGUUUCUAAUGUCACUCAGUUCUGGAGGAAGUGAACGAAAUAUGCCAGACCAGCUGCAAUGACGACAAUAUGAACUUGAAAAAAUCCAGAAGUGUCGGCGCGUCCUCUCCCUUGAAUGGAAUAGAUAAACAAGCAAUCGACUGAGUCGCAAAAAAGCAACCUGUGUAGCACCAUUGGAGGAUGACAGAUGAGCCAGCACCACCUUCUUGGUGUUUGGCAAAGCUGAUAAUGACCACAGUGCUGCAGUGCUGUGAGUAUAAACAAUUGUGAUGGUUUGGAUAGAUGCGGAGUCGAAGAGGAAGAAAAAGGUGGCUGAGAUCACCCAGGCGUUGAGCGUGACGCCAGUGGACGUGGCAGCCCUGCGGCGGAUGGCCAUCAGCGAAGGGGGUCUGCUCACAGACGAGAUCCGUUGCAAAGUAUGGCCCUGGCUCCUCAAUGUGCACCUGGAAAACAUCCCAGAGCAACUCGAGGAAGUAGACAGAGAGAAUAACAAGGACUACAACCAGGUGUUGCUGGAUGUCCAACGAUCCCUUCGCCGAUUUCCCCCAGGUAUGCCUGAUGAGCAGAGGGAAGGGCUUCAGGAGGAAUUGAUUAACAUCAUCCUGCGUGUGCUUCUAAAGAACCCACAGCUGCACUACUACCAAGGUUACCAUGACAUCGUCGUCACCUUCUUGUUGGUCCUGGAAGAGCGGCUGGCCACUGCCCUGGUGGAGAAGCUUUCCACACACCACCUCAGGGAUUUUAUGGACCCCACCAUGGAUAACACUAAACACAUACUGAACUACCUGAUGCCAAUAAUAGACAGAGUCAAUCCUGAGGUGCACGACUUCAUGGAACAGGCGGAGGUGGGCACCAUAUUUGCCCUGAGCUGGCUCAUCACCUGGUUUGGUCAUGUCUUGUCUGACUUCCGCCAUGUUGUGCGGUUGUACGACUUUUUCUUGGCCUGCCACCCUUUAAUGCCAAUAUAUUUUGCUGCUGUGAUUGUGCUGUACCGUGAGGAGGAGGUUCUGGACUGUGAGUGCGACAUGGCGUCUCUGCACCACCUGCUGUCCCAGAUCCCUCAGGAUCUGCCCUACGAGAUCCUCAUCAGCCGCGCCGGAGACCUCUUCGUCCAAUUCCCGCCGUCUGAGCUGGCCCGCGAGGCCACCCAGCAGCAGAGCCAACAGACGGCGUCCUCCACCUUUAAGGACUUUGAGCUGGCGUCCACUCAGCAGCGUCCGGACUCCGUGUUGAGGCGACGGCGGCGGGAGCAGCAGCAGCAGAGUCCGCCCGCCAUGGACGCCAAGCAGGGAGCGCUGGUGGCCGUGCGGCCCUCGGCCCGUCGCUUCGUCCGGCUCGCGGUCAUGGGCCUCACGGUGGCUCUCGGCGCCGCUGCCCUGGCUGUGGUGAACUCUGCCCUGGAGUGGGCCCCUAAGCUAGACUUACAGUUCUUUCCCUGAAAGAAGGCAAAAAGAACAGACAGAACAGAGUGGAUGGAUCGAUUGUUUAGAGGAUGGAUGGAUAGAUGGAUGAAUGAAGAAAAAAUGAAAGGAGGGAACAGUUCAUAGAGGUUCCACAGCACCACCUGAUACCAAGAACGAUGAGUGGAUGGAUUGAUUGUGUGAAGGAUGGGUACAUGGACGGAUGGAAGGAUGGAUGAAUGGAGAAAAAAUGAAAGGAGGGAACAGUUCAUAGAGGUUCCACAGCACCACCUGAUACCAAGAACGAUGAGUGGAUGGAUUGAUUGUGUGAAGGAUGGGUACAUGGACGGAUGGAAGGAUGGAUGAAUGGAUGGGAGGAGUGAGCAGCCCAUAGAAGUUCCACAGCACCAUUUUUGCCUGCCCUUAUGUUAUAAAAGACCAUCAUGGAUUAAUUUGAAGAGUAUGAAAGACAAAAAAAAUUAACCACAUUUCGUCUUUUUAUUUAUAUAUUUGUAAAUAUAUACAGUCUGCAAGUAUAGACAUGAUUAAUAUCAUGCUUACAGAGAUUAAAGAUGUGUGCGCUUUCUGUUUUUGUUUUGUUUUGGUAUUAUUUACAGUGUCAUUUAAAACACCGUGGUCAUUUCUACAGCUCAGAAGUUGUUGAUAAAGACUAAAAUAGUUGGUGACAUGAGAGUUGGUCACAUGAGAGAUGGGAAAAGAUAAUGAGGUAAAACUUGAGGGCUAGGGUCUAGCUGAAAAGGUAACUAUAAUGUCUUAUGGGAUUGUUAAAAGACCUAGUUUGUCAUAUGGUUCAGUAACUGGGUCAUCUCCUGAUCUCAAAAUUCAUCAGUCUUUAGUUAUAAGUCUAUAUCAUCAAAAAUACGUUGAAGUCAAGAAUCCCCAUUUCACUAUACAAAUAACACUAUUCUGAGACCAAAAACAUGUCUGAGAACAUUUUUUCCUGUUUAAAUGCCAUCCUUUUUAAGUAACUUACUUUUAUAUAUUUUGUACAGGUUAACCCCUGUAAUGGAUAAUAGAUAAAUAUGUAUGUUUAGGAAUGAUAAUUAAUGCUGAGCCUUGUUUAUGUUCUGUUAAGAUAAAACCAAUGAAUAUAGGAUUCGUCUGUAUCAAGCUGUUUGUAGGUAAAUACAGGGUAGUUUGGUUAAAUGCUUUUUUUUGGCACACCAUUUUCUUUCUCAGACAUUUGUAACAAACCUUGGUCUUACUAGAACACAGUUGAACACUUUACGGUGUUCUGGUGUUUCAAAUACACACUCCUCACAGAAGUGACUUGAUGUAAUAGGUCUUCGAACAAGCUAGCCUGUUUUGAGUUAUUGGAACUUUGGAGUUUUUGACUAUUUUGUUGGUUUAUUUGCACUAAAACACGCCUCAUGCUUCGCUCAUUGCACUAUGUGGCUUGCAGAGGAGUGGUACCUCUCAUAUUAACCACUGUCAUAGUUUAAUCCUUAAUAUAUGGACAAUAAAGUUGAUAUAAAAUGAAAACAAGCAAAGUAUAUAUAUUUGGAUGUCUAUAAUGUUAUUUCUGUAAAUGGGUUUAUUGUACUUUACUGGUGCUGUGCUGGUUAUAAUGUAUGAAAUCUCAUAAAAUUACUCAAGGGCUGAAAUGGAGGAUAACGAGUUUAUAGCUGAUAUCAGUUAAGUUCACUAUAGUGGUCUCUCUCUAGUGCUUAACCAUUUAAAUAUUUUAAGUCAAGUUCUUGGACAUUUUUGGGAAAUGUUCUGAUGCCAACAAAUCUGAAAGUCAAGGCAUCAGCACAUCAGAAAAAAAAAAAAUAUCUUCUUUAAUUUAACAAAAAAGUGCAAACAGCUGUCCAAUGAGAAAAAGUUAUACAAUAAAGGGACAGUAUACAUUAGGUCACCUUUAGUAUUUGUUUGUAUGUUUUGUUGUUGCAUGAAACAAAUGCUGUAUUCACUUCAAACUAAUUAAGGUAAUGGAAUGAUUAUAAGAAGCCUAGCUAAAUGCUAACUUUACUGCCAUUCAGGUCAUUUCAGGUCAUUUCCAGGUUCUGUGGCCCUUAGUAUGAAAAUAAAUACCCAGAAAACCUUA